Molecule: messenger RNA, 9974 nt
Organism: Caenorhabditis auriculariae
Lineage: Eukaryota; Metazoa; Nematoda; Chromadorea; Rhabditida; Rhabditidae
Source: the annotation of a GenBank genome assembly
AUGCGUAAACUAUUAUCUCAUUUCUACCACCCGAGUGGUCGGUCUUCAUUUCCGCUCUCGUCCGAGAUUCAAUUCGACGCCCGUCAGCCCUGGACAAGCUGGGCGCCGUACUGUUCCUACAUGGAGAAGCAGGGAUCGUCGGAAACUCUCUAAAGUCGUCUACUACUAUCACAAGAGAGGCGAGAUGCUCUACACGCCGUCUACGCUUGAUCAACGACAGUUUCGCGAGCCGACGAACAACUCUUCAAUUAUUCCAUGAUUCAGCAGAGUACCUUCUCUGAAGACUGAAUAAAAGUUUCAAAGUUUCAAAAGUAAACUAGUAAAAUCCACGUUUGAUGUCGAAAAGUGGUGAGGUCAAUUCGACGUUCGAUUUGAAAAGUUUGAAGAAAGGAAGACAGAGAUUCUAUACAAAUCGCGGACUUAUUUGAAUAUUUAUUGAAAAGUAUAUUUAAACCGAUCAGAGUUUCGAUUCAUUUUUAUUUCAGAAAUGAUCUUAGGGUCCCUUUUACUAUAUUUUCAAAUAUUCUCUCUUUGACAGGGAAAAAAACAGCACCAAAGAGAAUUUCAAUUGUUUUCAAAACGAGCCAUCACCCAUUAAGGACGUCUUUUUCAAGUGGCGCUUUCCACGCACGCCGUGCGUACUUCUUUUUGUGAGAUUAUAUGGACCGAAAAUCAUUUUUUGAGGAGAGAAAGCGAAGUCUCUCAAUUAAAGUUCAACAAAAAGAUCAUUCUCAAUAAUUCUGUGAAUUAGUUCGUCAAAUGAACAACUACAAUUUAAAAAAACGUUAUUUUUUUGAAAAAUUAGAUUCAAGCUUUUUAAACACCUACUGUUAGGUAUAGAGAAGCUAUUUUUUCUGUUAUUUUCUAGUUUCUCUCGUCUAGAAAAGCUCACAAGAAGGUGAUUCUACCUUGCGGUUUUGAAGAAAAUUCCAAAAAGCUCAUUUAAGCUACUUUGGAGUUUUCAGCCCUUCUUUCACAAAAACUAGCAAAUUUUGCAGGUUGAGGCUUUCAAAGUUCUUUCGGAACAUCGAGGAGUAUUCUGGCCUGUUUUCAAGAAUUUCCCAGCCACAAAGGGAAAUUAUCUUCCUUGUCAGAGCUUUUCUUCAUAUUUCCGAGAUAAACUUAGUCUGGGAUGCUUAUCGGAUUACUGUUAACCUCGUCGUUUUUCAAUUUAAAAAUAAUCGCCCAUUUUUCUCAAAUAAUUUGAAAACGACUUGAUCCCUCAAUCAUUAUUCAUUUCGCCGUUUCAAAGAGUUGCAAACCAUGCAAAAUUACGUGUAUAUGACCCGAAACCAUGCGGCCAGCUCGGCCAAUUUCGCCGAAUUCAAAAGGACCAUGGCGCGAAUUAUGACGCGCUCGAUUUGACUGACAAAAAGUUGGUCGCCUUUGAUUUGCAAUGUGUCGGUCGGGCUGGCGCCCAAUUACGGUGCGGCUCCAGUUGGGGGGACCGAGUCAAAAAAGAAGAAAAGACAGAAGAAAGCAAAGGCGAUCGCAUUAAUUGGUUGCGGCCGGCUGACCGGCGAACACCAAAAACAGACACGUCUUUUCCGAUGAGCGGAUUGGCUGUCAUUACGAGGCGGAAGACAUCUCUAGGAAAGGUCACUUUUUGCCGAAAACUCAGCACGGUGAGAAUAGGACGCUGGACCAGGAUGCUUCAGAAGAAUUCGAGCCCAAGUUGAUAAUUCUGAAACCAAAACGAAAAAGAACUGGACGACAGAAGAACGCAUUGCCUGUCAUUAAGAGGAUGGAAAAACUAAAAGUGCUUAAUUUUUCAUGGCAAAACUCAGUAUGGUAAGGAAACUAUUCGAGCGUAAUGAGAAAUUCUUACAACAAUAAAAAAAAACCAAAAAAAGGUUAAAAGUUGUGUUAAGUUGUGAUUAUUUACAAGGAGAAGCUGGACCAGAUUGCUCAACUUUAUAUAUUUCAGAUGAAGAAAGUUUCACUGUCUGAAGCUUUCUCUCAAUUUUUCUUUUCCCACAUCCUCAAAAUCUUUUUAUUUUCUUUCAAAAAAGUUCGAUGAAUCUUCAACUUCCACAAUAUCCUCGUGUCCUUGAUGACUCUUCUUGUACAUCCAAAAUAAAUCGUGCCGAAAAUGAAAUUGGGCAUGAAAUUCCAAGGUUGGUUCGACUACAUUCAACCCGCUAAUGUUCUUCUUUUUUCUCGAAACAUUUCGAAAACCCACCUGGCCCCAGCUGCAACUACCACUCUGUAACUCCCUUGUCAAUCAAAGAAAAAAGGCAAGGGUCAAGAGCGACUUCCGUAAAACGACGCCGACAUGUUCGGCUAGCACAGGCAGCAAUUUUCCAAGGAGCAAUCUAUCCCCCGAGAAACCGCGCACCCCGUCUCACAAUGUGAUGAUUGGCAGAUUCGCGUGGAAAAUGACACACAAGCACAUACACAAGACGAGGUAGACCUCCAUAAUCCAAUUGUCAUCAACGAUCUGCCAACAAUCGUUCGGCUCUUGUCACAACCAGAAGCAUGUCCAAAAAAGGAAAACAGAAGUCGUCAGCUAACAUGAGCAAUUCGAGGUUUCUGAGAAUCCUUUAUUGAAGGCAUUUUUGAGGUUCAGAUGCUAACAACGCACAAGCAAUGAAAUUGAAAUUGAGUUUGAGUUUGAGCAUCUUUCAAGUUAGUUCCUGAUUUUUUGAAAAUUCAUGACGUAAAUAAGAAUUGCUGAUUUCUCAGUGCGGCCGACCUUAAAACGACUUGCGUCUGAUGGCGUUCUAAUCAACGUCGGAGCUCAUAUUACUGCCGUUCUUGGGAAAUGAAAAAUGUUUCAAGCUGAAAAAUCGCCUACUGCCAUCUGCUCAUUAUCCAACACUUCCAUAAAUACCAAAUUUCAGGACAAAUAAAUAACCCUCAUCAUCUUCGUUGCUUAUCGCGCCCAUCGCGACCCGAAAAAUUCCUCGUUCCACACAAAUCCAUCACAAAGAGCGUGGCCAAACGCCAAAAGGCUAAAGGAUGGCUCUUCGCGCCUGCGCGCUAAUUAAUCACCGGGGCAUCCGGAGGAGGAUGAUGGCCAGGUGAGAAAAGGUGUUACAACACGACGAGACGUCGUCGUCACGUCUCUCAAUCGGCUUCUUGUCAAAACAUUUGGCCGCAAUGCGAUUUCUCGAUGGAGCACGGUUUUAGAAGGAAAAAACGGCCACCAUAUAUUUCAAAAAUUGAAGAGACAAUUAAACAAGGUUUGAAAAAAAUCUAUUAAAAAAACGCUUUUCUGUUAGGGCCCUUUUGAAAAGUUAGUGUGAUUGCGCAAAGUUGGUCGAAAAAUUGAUAAGAGAAGUAAAAGCUCAGAUAAUAUUUUUUUUUGUCUUUGCGUCCAUUUCGACUUCCUGUAAACCGUAAAAAAGCAUCUCUAUCCGCUGAGUAAACUAAGACAAAACAUUAAUCGACAUAUUGCAAAAAUUUAGAUUAUUUGAAUUGUCGAUGGAGCGCGUUUGAAACUCAAAAAACGCUAUCAAAGAUUCGAUUUCCUUCUAUUUGACUUACUGAAGUUAUUUUUCCUUCAAUUCAUGUACAGUUGAAACACCAUCGUUUGUCUAUCUACAAGCAAUUUUACGGCUCAAAGUGCGCUCUGUGGAUAAAAAUCUUGCCAAGGUUCUUCGCGAGCUGACCAAGACUUGCUGAAGAUCAAUUUCGAGAAUACCAAUUGCAAACGCUCAAAAAUUUCUCUUAAAAGCCGAACCCAUUUUCCGAGGUCCAUCGGAUCCAGCGGAUUAUACCCAGACCAACGGAAAUGGCCGAUGGCGAUCUCGCGCAGUUUCGGACAAGACCAAUAUCACACGCAACAUCUUGAUGAAUUGUUUCCGCGGGCGCCAGAGUUGCUACGAGAGCCUCCUUUUGUGCUCCGAAGGGAUCGCCGGCCCAUUAGUAGGACCAUGAAUAAUACGCGCCCGGGCAAGUCUCCCGGGAUGAUCUUUCAUGUUGUGUAACCUAGAGUUGUGGAAGAAGGAGGAGAAGAACGUUUUUAAAGACGUGCCGAGUUGUUUUAUCAUUCCUCUAGCUUCUCGAGGGAUUUCGAUGAGUUUCCAACGUUGAUGUUUUUGUUUUUCAAGCGUCCUUGGCCUAGGCCCAGCGGUUGUGAGAAUCGAGGAACAUUAGCUUCAGAGCGAAUUUUCCUUAUCCUUAACAGGGUCAGUUCGGAGCGAAAGGAGUUGUUCGUUUUGGUUUUUGAAAAGACUGUCCUUAGAGCGUCAAUUUCUUCUCUAUACUGUCCAAAGUUUCGCGUGAAAUCAGCAAAAUAAGCGGCACAGCAAUCACUCCUCAAGCAGAUCAACUUUUUUUUUAAAAUUCUCGUUUUUUUUUUUUACAUUCUGAAAACGUUCAGUUUGAGCUUCCACUGAGUAAUAAGAUUCUGACGACGCUUGAAAAUGGGAAUUUCUACUCCUAAGCAAAUAAUGAUUUUCGAGUAUAUCAGUCGAAUAUGUUUAUCCGGAUAUGAGCUCUUUUUAAAGCUAGACGACAUAAAUUUCCAUUCAAAAUCAAAGAAAUGGCCACUUUUGGAUUCAAAUCCUCGCUCUGUUCAUAGAAUAUAGUAGAAUUUACACUCUCCCGAGCCACUUAUUGAACAUAAAACUAUUCGGAAUAAAUUUUCGAUUUUCCACUUCAAGUAGUCCAAAUAAUGUACCUUUCACAAAAAAUUAAGCUAUCUUUUCGUAUUUAAAGAAGUUCCAUAUCUUUUCCAAAAUUCUCCAAUCCAUUAACAGUCUUGAAUUCUUCAUAAACUUCCGCCCAAAAGACGCCUCAAAUUUCCAGUCGUUAACCAUUUCGGUCAAGGCUGAAGGAAUAAAUUCUGAAAACUUUCCGAGAUCUGCGCCUGGAGAAAAAAAAAGGGCCGCAGACCGUUUUGCCGAGGCGGCCGGAACCACAACAGGUGGCCUCUCCGGCCCAUUGUUUUUGUUCCCUCGGUAUUGCUUGGCCCAAAACCAUAUUUGCUGUUGCUGUUGUUCUUUUUUUAGGGGAAACGAAUCGUUCCAAUUGCCAGCAUAUGGUAGCCUUUUGUAAUUAGGAGUUUUGGAGGAGAUCUCGAGAAGAAGCUCAUGAGAUGAAGCUGAAGAAAACCAAUAAACUCAUGUUUUUUUCUCCAGUUAAACUUGAGAAGGAGCUCGUCGAAUAAAAAAACCAUAUUUUGAGAUCUCACUUUAAACUUUCUUUAAAGUUCUUCAAUCAAAUAUCGGACGUUCUGAAAGUUCUUGAACUCAAAUUGUGCUCAUAUUUCAGAGUUUUUCUGCAUUCCUACAGUCAUUUUCAGUUAUCAAUUCUGCUCCAAUGCCAAACUUUUCCCAUUUUUCCAAGCCUCCCAUUACCUUUCAACAAGCAAGUAAUUUGCUCGAGGGAAAGUUCACUCUGGCAAACGAAUUAUCUGGACCAAAUUGGGCUCUCGACGGGAAACGUUCGCAUUUCAAAUGCGUUCCUCUUAUCAAGAAUUCAGGGUGGAUAAUCGGAUUGAAAUGAGCCACCACCACCUCGAGAAAGAAGAAGAAGAAGCAAUAAAACCGGGGCAGAUGACGUUUCUUGGUGUUAUGAUAGUCAGCGGUGUUAAUUGCGCCGACAUAUGGUCCUGCCUGAAGACGGCGGAGAAGGAGCCUGACCCAGAGCCAGGUCAAGAGGCUCAGAAGCUCCGGCUCACUUUUGUCAGAAUCCAUCUUUUUUCAUGAGAGCUAGAGCAACUUUUUAAUCGUCAAUAAUACUUCAAAAAACCAGAAAAAAAGAUCAAAUUCGUACUAGAGCAUAUUUUCUUGGCGAAAAACGCCGUCGGGCAAAAUUCAGGAUACUAAAGAGCUUCUGGCUCAUUUUUUGUCAGAAUCCCAUCUCUUUUCUGAAAUUCAAUCGUCAAAACUAACUCAAAUAUGACAAGGAAAAAAAAAACAAUAAAUUCGCACUAGAGCGUCUUUUGCCACUAUAAAUUGUCUUAGAGCAAUUUGCAGCAGUUAAAAAAGUUAUGGCUUACUUUUCGUCACAAUUCUCUUUAUUUGCAAAUUGGAGCCACUUUCGAGAAGCAAAACUGUCCAAAAUGACUCUGAAGGAUAAAAAAAAGCUUGUUUCAGAUCAACCUACAAAACUUGAAAAACAUUCAUGCUGAAAUGUAUCCCUAAAGAAACUUUUCUCCACUCAAAACAGCCAAAAUCUAGAAAAUAAAUCCAUAAUCUAUCGGGUUAGCAAACUCUGCUAUUCAAUAAACGCGAAAAAAGCCAUUUUUGGCGCCGACACAUCACAAAUCAGCCAUUCUCAGGCAACUGACCAUAACCACCAAAGAGACGAGGUUUGUCGGCACCUUUUCGUUCUCAAAAAGGCACUUAUCUCAGGUGCCGAUGGAUAAAAAACCACGAGAUCUCCGUGACAGAUGUGUGCUUGUGUUUGUGUUUGCGGUGAAAAUAAGGCCACGCCUACUUCGGAUAGGCUCCGCCCACUCCCACAUCCUCCUCUGGAGGAAAAUCUCCUGGCCACUCUUCUACUACGAAUUCUCAGCCUCGGCUCUAUUGUUUUUGGAGAAUUUUCGGACGAUGAGGGUGACCCUCGUCCUUGUCCUUCUCGUUUGGCGGACGACGGCUUCUGGGCACGUCAUCUGCCCGGUAUUCUGCGAAUGUGACGUCAUGCCGCCGAACAACGUCUCCUGGGCCGUCUACUGCCACAAGGGCGCCAUCAACGACAGUGCCUAUGCGGAGAUUUUGAACCGAUUACCCUUGACGUUGAGAUCUCUAGAUAUUCAGGUAGGAUUUUUUGGGCAGGUAAAAUUGAAAAAAAAGGGUAAGAUUUUUGUCGACUUUUUAGUAUAACGAUAUUCAAUAGAUGUCUUCUUUAAAUUGUUUAUACUUCUUUUUCAUUUAAUUUCUUGAAACCAUUUGACCAAGAUUUUUAGAAUGAAAUUUUUUCCAGUUUUUCAUAAAAAGGUUUUAGCAACAAUUUCAAAGCAUUCUAUGGGUGAGUUGAAAAAAAGCGCCUUGGUCCUUCCUAGCAUGUCAAAACUGGCUUCGCAAUGAUUCUCAUCACUAAAACUUCUCUUCCAGGUGCCAUCCUGGCGUCCAGCCAACAAGUUCCGCUGGAACGACAACAUCAACCGCUUCUCCCAACUUCGAGUUCUGCGUCUUGUGGGCUGCGGUCUGCCGGCCAUGAGUCGCAGCAUGAGACUUCCUUCCCUGGAAGUCCUAGACCUCAGACACAACGACAUCGACCAUGCGACGAUGGGCAACUUUGGCGGGAUGCCAGCUUUACGGCACCUCGACCUCUCUCAUAACAAACUGAACAUCCUGCCGACGGGAGUGUUCACCUACCUGAGGGCGCUCCGCUCGCUCUCCCUGGCCAACAACUCGAUCACCGAACUUUCGACAAACCUUCUCCGAGGCUUGGCCACUUUGAGAGUCCUACAUCUUGACGGGAACCCAAUUCCAUUGAAACAGAUCAACGAUCUGUUCAACGACGUUCCCCAGCUCGACGAGCUCUACCUCAACCAGUGUCAGCUUAACUCGAUCUCGAGUCUGUCAUUGGAGCGGGUACCUCAACUGCGACACCUCGGCAUCGCUGGGAACGACCUGAGGACGGUGCCAGGCAAGGAGCUGCAGAAGUUGCACCAUUUGACCGUGCUCGACCUCAGCAACAACUCGAUUCAAGAAGUCACGGGCUGCGCCUUCUGCAGCAACAACCUGACCAAGUUGGACUUGUCCCACAACCUAUUGGGCUUGGCCAAGGAGCCAUUCCAUCCGGACGCCUUCAGAAACAUCCCGCUUCGCGACCUCAACCUCGGCUUCAACCACAUGAACUCUUUCGAGUCGAGAUGGCUUGGCUGGGCUCAGGAGAGCCUUCUGAGUCUUGCCUUGUCCGGCAACUUUUUGAAAGGUUGGUUUUUCUCAAAACUCGGGAAAUAGUUGGGUUUCAGGCUUCAAUGAGGAGUUCACAGCGACUCUACCAUCGCUGAUUCAUCUUCACAUGGCUUACAAUGAUAUUGGCAAUCUUCCAGUCGUUUUUCCCCCUCCGUAUCAUCAAUUACUUUCUUUGAACAUUUCUGGCAACACUUUCCACCGUCUUCCCGACAAUCUUCAAGAAAGCUUGCCCAAUUUGAAGGUACCUUAAAUUUAGUCAAUUCAUUUCUAUACAAUAUUAAUGAGAAUUUCGAAAAUUUGUUUGUGUUUUAUAGUCCAUUAACCGUUUACUCUCUUAUUUUACAGCUUCAAUUUGAAGUUUUGGCCUAUUCCAGUUCAUUUCAAACACGAAAAACUGGAAAUUUUGAGAUUUUUUCUUCUAGGUCGAAAUUUUUCCACCAUAGCUUGAUUUGAAACAUUAAUUUUUACGUUCUUCCUAAUUGAUUUCGUUUAUUUACACUUUCUUGCUGAAGAAAUUUCCUAAAUAUGGAGAGCGAAAUUACUGCAAAAUCCAAUCAUCAACGAAAAAUCGCUGUUUUUGCAAAUUAAGUUAGAGUCUUAGAAUCUCAAUCCAGCACUGCCUUCGAAAUGUCUAUUCUCCAAAGGAAAAAAAAAAACCAAGUCCAUACACGAAAAAUAUGCGAUUCUUUGCCUUGAAACUGAUAUCUUAAAAGCAAUAUUCCUUCAGGAGCUCGACAUUUCGCACAAUCGUUUCUCGACCUUCUCCCAUGUCGCCAUCUCCUACAUCAAUCACAUCGAAAGAGUUUUUCUACAAGGAAAUCCUUGGGAUUGUAGUUGCUCAAUUCAAACCGUACAGGUGAAUUUAAAUUUUUCGAACAUGUCAUUCGAAAUAUGUUGACUUUUAGUUGGUUAGAAACUCUAAGAACUGUGAAUCUGUCAGCUAAAAGUUGAGUUUAUUUUUAAGUUCUACUUCAAUUAAUUUAUUAGAUUUUACUAUUGCAAAACUAAUUAGAAUUCUAUAUAUAUAUAAAGAUAUUAUUGUUAUUAUUUUUUUAUUUAUUAGAUUCGGCUAUUCUAAAUGAACUAGGAGUCUCAAAAACUCGAAAUCAUCUAGUAAAAAGUUGGGUUUUUUUAAAAGUAGAAACUCACAAACUUUUUCAUUUUCUGAUUCUUGCCCCAUUUACUCACUUCAAACUUUCUUUUCACCGCUUAUACUUCGGAAAAAAAGUUGUGAAAAAACUUGGAAAUUACAGGCUCACAUGCGAGAAAGAUACGCGAUGCGGCACAUUUUGCAGUUCAACGAGGCCAGGUGCGCGGAGCCGAGGCUUGUCGAAGGCCAAUCUAUUUUAUCUAUCACGGAGGUGAAAUUUCCUUUACUUCUUUCUCUGUUUAAAAACCGUUUGAAUUGGUUUUAGACUAGAUGGCGAACUCAAAUUAAGCCAAAAAAAACUGAUAUAAAUUCUCAAGUUUCCUUAAGCGUUAUUUUCAAGUUAAAAAUGGAUUAACAAGUUCUAACAAUAGUCUCUUUUACCCCAUUGCUACCUUCUCGACUGUAAAUUUCUUCUGUAUCGAUCGAUCCUUUAAAUUCAUAUAACAUUUUUAUUCGAUAUACCUCUUCUUUUUUCCAAAUGAUCUCAAUAAAGUUGAAACUGGUUUCUAUGGGCUUUUCCUCAAAUUGCCGCUUCAGAAGCUUGAAAAAAUCCAGAAUAAACUAACUUUUCUUCCUCUGGGUCAAUUAUUCUCACCAACCUGAACGAACAUCUCAAGAAAAGCUUUCAAUCUGACCCUUUUCAGGUGAACGACUGCGCGGUCCUCUUCGGGGCUCGGUACGGGAUCUCGCAGAGCAGCGAGCUGCUGCUGCUCCUGGCGGCUCUCCUGCUCGCCGCCAUGAUCCUGGCGGUCGUGCUCCUGUGUCUGUACUGCUUGCGGGAGCGGCAGUACAAGGGCAGCUACGUGACGCGGGAACACUCUCGGACUCCUCUGACCAUGGCUCAGACCCACAGUUGCUCGUCGAGCACCAGUGGCCAUCAUGAUCUGCCGCCGAUGGACAUGCUCGGCGACCAUUUGCACCCGAUUUCCGACUCGCUCAGCGCCAGUCCGCCGCUUAUUCCGCCGGCGCCACCAAAACCCAACGCCGCCGCAUAUUUUGGUAUUUGA